GACAGCGUCCUCAGCCAAUAGGCAUCAUGCGAGGGUUUGCCGAUCAAGGUCGCGGUUAUGGCUUCCUAAUACUUUGUUUAUGCCGCCGUUGCACCCCAGUAACUGCAUUUAGCGGGCUCAGUGUACAUUAUAUGACAGAUCUGCACGUUUGCGAAGAAAGCUCGGAAUCUGACACCUUCGUGCCCUUGAGUUUCUCGCCGAUGGGGCUGAGUUGUACUGCUGAAUGAGGCGAUCGCCUGUGGUACCGUAGAAGGAUGAACUCCAUCGCCGGUCGGGAUCUCGUAGUGUCCGCUGGAGCUGUCAGCAGCAACCCCGGAGCAGCAUCAUCCAGAGUCCUGCAUGUGGAGCUCACAUCACAACAGAGGCGUUUACGUCACUUGCGGAGCAUAGCAGCCCGUAAUAUUGUGAACAAGAAUGGCUCUCCUCUUCUCGACACUUACUUCACCCUUCACCUCUGCCAGGAAGAUCGGAUACCUCGAGAUUUUUAUAAGAGUGAAGUCAUCCGAGACUCAUUGAACCCAACAUGGCGGAGCUUAGAUUUCGCAAUGCUUCCGGAUCUCUUGGACACAUCUGUGUCGUGUUUUGUGGUGAGAAUAUGGGGUGGGAGGGAAGAACAGUACCAGCUGCUUAUUGAGUGGAAGGUCAACCUAGAUGGGCUCAGAUACACAGGACAACAGAUUCGCUCCAGAAAUCCAAAUGAGAUCAUCUUUGGACUGAACGAUGGCUACUAUGCAGCUGAGUUUGAUCAGAAGGAAAGUUCUGACAGGAAGAAGAACAGUUUGCUUCAGGUGGACCAGAGCUCUGUCAGAAACUCCUACAGUGUCUUCUCUUUACUGAGGCUUCAAACGGCCCAGAGAGCCAUUAAGCAGACCCAGGUGACUGUUCAGAAGAUCGGGAAGGAAAUUGAAGAGAAACUGAGGACAACAGCAUCCUGCACAGAAAAGAAGAAAGAGAGGGAGUGUAUGCAGCUACGUAUCGGGAUUCUGAGGUGCGAGUUGGAGAGACAGAGGAAGGCACUGACGAGAGAAAUGGACAUGAUGCAGAAAGAGAGAACGCAGCUUGUGAAGAAAGGGGAGGCGUCGUCUACCAGGCAUCAGGGUCUGGAGUCUGAGCGCAAAUCUUUGACGGAGUUACAGAAGGAAUGCACUGCCAAAAGGGAGCUGUUUCUAAAAUCCAACGCCCAGCUCACCUUCCGCUGUCGUCAGCUUAUAUCAGAGCUGUCCUACAUUUAUCCCAUUGAUGUGAACAAUCAGAAUGAUUAUGUGAUUUGUGGUGUCAAACUGCCCAAUUCAGAAGACUUUCAAGCAAAAGAUGACGGGACUGUUGCGGUGGCUCUGGGUUACACGGCACACCUGGUGCUGAUGAUAUCCAGCUUCCUCCAUAUUCCACUCAGGUAUCCAGUCAUCCAGAAGGGUUCCCGCUCCUCCAUCAAAGACACCAUCACUGACAAACUCUCAGAGAAGGAGAGAGAGUUCCCUCUUUACCCCAGAGGAGAGCGUUUCCAGUUUGAAUACGGUGUCUAUUUGCUCAACAAAAACAUCGCCCAGUUGAGGUAUCAGCAUGGGCUCUCCACCCCAGAUCUGCGUCAGACUUUACCCAACCUAAAGAGCUUCCUAGAGCAUGGACUACUUGUACGGUGUGACAGGCACAAUAUCUCCAUGUCCAUCCCCGUCCUUCCGCAGUGUCAUCUCAGUGUUUCCACCGCAUCCGAAGCGGGUUUUCCGACCCUCUCCAGCUCCCCUGAACGGGACAUCCCGAAGUGGGCCAGCUCAGAUGCGGAUAAACAGAAAUGCCAAACCCCUCCACCUAGUUACAACACAGCCAUGACUCAGCCUGAUCCCAUGGUCACUCCGGAAGUCCCAUCAGUGCCGUCCACAGAGAUUGUGAGCAUUGAAACAGAAGAAAGUCACAAAGGUUUGGAACGAUAUGAUGGUGAGAAAUUACAGUUUUCAUUAUUGGGUCAGCUAUUCUUCUAAUUGCCGCUCAGUAUUACAGCAGGAGCUCUGGUGGGCCAGGACCAACCAGAUAGCAAAGCCCCAUAAAUACCAGGCUCUGUGCCAGGAAGAAUGCCUGUUGGUUGGGGUGUGCAGAAAGGGCGAGGAAUGUCCGUGUAUGUCUCCUAAUGACGCCCUUUCUCAUGCUGCACACUUGAGUCCUGCUUCCAGAAGAUGAAAAACAUGCUCUCACACAUUGCGCAAACCUCUUUUUUUUCCCCCAGCCUGACUAUUGCGAGACCUUGUAUUCUUUCUGAUUUAUUCACACAGAAUUAUAAAAUCCUGACAGCUGUUCACAGUUUGAUGCUGUGUCAACACUGGAUGCGAGCAGUAUGUCACCAUGUAACAAAACUCAAUAGCUCCUAUUAGAUGCAACAAAGCUGUCUACACUUGAAUGGUUCGUUACAUCAUAUUGAUGAUGGCCCGAUUCUAUUUUUGCACAGAGUACUCCUCAAGUUUUUCUUUUUCUCUAAAUAAGAGGCUUUUUGUCGUAUCUUUAUUUUGAGCGUUGCAUUUAUUUUGAGCCACUCUGGCUUUAUUUUUCCCAUCCGCCUAAAAUAACAAUUGAUUCAAAUCAUCAUAAUUGGAUUGCAAAGAAUUGAUCUACUUUUAAAUUUAAAAUAAUUCUGACCACUACACCAAAAUCUUCUAAAAUAACUUGAACAAAUUGAAAUUUUUUACAAAUGUGAAAACUUGUGAUAUCAGUCACUUCCAGUGUUGACAUGUAAAAUACCAUGUGCAUGAACAACAGGCUUGAGAAAGUUUGUGCAAAACCUUCAGGGUUGCUGCGUCUUUAUUCUAAAAUGAUUUUUUUUUUUCCUUGGAGUUCCUUUAUUGUCAGUGAACGUUCCCACUGUGUAUAGUUAAUUCAGGUAUCAGAAAAACCAAAACACAAAUAAUGUGCACUGCAUACUGUUAAAGAGGAGCAGGAUGGCUGUUCCUCAGCAUUCACUGCAGUUUUUUUCUUCUUCAUUAUGGCAUUAAUCCUCAUUGUUUUGCGUUUCACACUGCUCUUCAAUGUAAUCGCCUCUAUGUUCACCCUGUUUCAGAAGCCAUUUGUAUGUGCUUUUUCCCCCAAGCAGUAUUCAGGACUUUUAUUUUGGUGUUUUUUAUUCCAGUCCACUUUUCAGGUGUCAGGUCCUCUUCCAUAAGAAUCACAUCAUGAAUGUAUUAAUUAGUCUCAAGAAAAGACCACAGAGUGUUGUCAGGAAGGACUAGUAUUGGUUGACUUCUACAUAAUUUCAUCCUGGCCUGAAACCCUUGUAUGAUUUCCUGUCUGUUGUAGAUUUUCCUUGAAUGACUGUUGAUACGUUGUAUUUAAGACAAAUGGAAAGAAAUGUGUUUUCAUAAAUUGCUGUGACACUGUACAUAUAAUUUUGUAUGAAGGGUGUUUUAAUAUUAAAGAUCACAGUUUAAUGAUAUAAA
This is a messenger RNA of Carassius gibelio (silver crucian carp), 3419 nucleotides long. RefSeq names its product UV radiation resistance-associated gene protein. Gene Ontology annotation, molecular function: SNARE binding. The record is from RefSeq and is a predicted model, not a curated record. Gene Ontology annotation, cellular component: lytic vacuole; endosome. The coding region runs from base 255 to 1976 and encodes 573 amino acids. Gene Ontology annotation, biological process: SNARE complex assembly. The transcript has 16 exons. NCBI's taxonomy places the organism in Eukaryota, Metazoa, Chordata, Actinopteri, Cypriniformes, Cyprinidae.